GUUGUUAUAUCUGAACAGAUUGAUACUGCACAGUAGUUCCAUAAGAUGAUUUUAUUCAAAGAAUUGUCUCGUUGUGCAGAAUCAUUAAAUCAAUUAUUACCUUUAGAAGAACAAUUAUCCCCUUUGUCUAUUACUUUUAAACCAAUUUUGGAACAAAAAGUUAAAAAAAAUUCUCAAACAAAUGAUGAAGAAUUGGGGUGGACAAGAGAUAAUGAAGGGAGAAGUUUUUUGGCUGGAAGAGUAAAUGAAUGUAGAGUUGUUGACAGUGAUUGUUUUUAA
Molecule: messenger RNA, 279 nt
Organism: Meloidogyne enterolobii
Lineage: Eukaryota; Metazoa; Nematoda; Chromadorea; Rhabditida; Meloidogynidae
Source: the annotation of a GenBank genome assembly